Molecule: messenger RNA, 1016 nt
Organism: Paramisgurnus dabryanus
Lineage: Eukaryota; Metazoa; Chordata; Actinopteri; Cypriniformes; Cobitidae
Source: RefSeq, a predicted model, not a curated record
GUGUGGGCGGAACGGAAGUCGUGACGCAGUUGUCCAGCGCGCGUUUUUCACGAGGAAGUGACCGGGAGUUUUAUUUUCGUAAUAAAUGAAAUAUUUCUGACAGAUUCUCGCGAUGUCUCAGAGGAAGAAGUCUCAGAGCAAAGUCCAGAGGUUGAUGCACGAGGAUGAUGAUAAUGAUGAAGAUGUCACCGUAAGUCAAAUAACAUCAACACAAGCGCAGAGAGCUCGUGAGAACUUCACUUCAGAUCAAAUCGACCGUAAGGUUGCAGAAGUUGUCCAGUUCAUCUUGGUUAAGGACCAGAAAAAAAUACCAGUUCGAAGAGCAGAUAUUGUCAAACAUGUGAUGAAGGAAUAUAAACCCAUCUAUUCAGAGGUUAUCAACCGAGUGUGUCGUACAUUUGAUCAGGUGUAUGGAUUUAAGCUGAUGGAGAUUGAUCCCAAGAAUCACAUUUACAUCCUGAUAAAUAAGCUGGAGUUUGUUCCUGGCAUGUGUCCUGGAAAGCCAAAGACCGGCCUUCUGUUUGUCAUCCUCAGCGUCAUCUUUAUGAAGGGAGGUGUUGUCAAAGAGAAUUUGGUGUGGAACACACUGAAGAAACUGGGAGUGGAUGCAGGGGAGAAGCACGAGGAGUUUGGUGAUGUGAAGAAGUUGGUCACAGAAGAGUUUGUGAGGCAGAAAUAUCUGGAGUACGUGAAGAUUCCUCACACUGAGCCGGUGGAGUUUGAGAUUCGCUGGGGUUUGCGUGCCGAGCACGAGACGUCUAAACUCAAGCUGCUGGAGUUUGUCGCUGAGCUUCAUGAUCAGGAUCCUCAGAGCUGGAGUCAACAGUUCAAAGAAGCCAACGCUGCUGCUGAGAGUAGCCAAAGAUCAUAAACAGACCCGUCACCUUCGGCUUCAAUCAACACAUGCCUUGUGGAAUGCUUUUGUUUUCAUAUGUGGAAGUGCAGAAACUUCUUCAGUAGUAGAGUUGUGUUGUUCUAUUUAUUGUUUGUAAUAAAAAUAAAGUUGUUUUACAAUA